AUGGCUGAGGCAGUUGUUUCCUUUGUGCUCGAAAGUGUCAGAGACUUCACCAUUCAGGAAGCCAAGUUCUUGUCUGGAGUCAGCCGUCAAGUUGAAGCUGCACAAACUGAGCUAGAAUUCAUGCAGGGAUUCCUCAAAGAUGCAGAUGCAAGACAAGGACAAGAUACAAGAGUCCGUAUUUGUGUUGCCAAAAUUAGAGAUGCGGCUUAUGAUUUGGAAGAUAUUAUUGAAACUUAUGGCUUGAAAGUGGAUUCCAAGAAGAAGAAAAGAGGCCUCAGGAAUGUUCUCAAAAGAUUUGCCUGCAUCUUCAAGGAAGGGGUUCAUCUUCACCAGAUUGGGGCAGAACUUGAGAAUAUCACUACCAAAAUUUCGGAGUUGAGAUUGCGUUUGCAGAGUUAUAACAUAAAGGAAAUAAGGGACAGGGAUAGCGGUGGUGGUGAAUCUUCCUUGCAAUUGGAUGAGAGGCAAGGACUACUCAGGCGAAGUUAUUCUCAUGUUGUUGAACGUGAUGUUGUUGGGUUAGAGAACAAUGUAGAAGGAUUGGUAAUGAAUUUAGUGAAAGAUGAAAAUCGUCAUCAAGUUGUAUUUAUUUGGGGGAUGGGCGGUUUAGGGAAGACCACCCUUGCAAGACAGCUUUAUCAUCACAAAAAAAUAAGGCACCACUUUCGAAGUUUUGCUUGGGUCUGUGUAUCUCAACAGUGUCAAGUAAGAAAUGUUUGGGAAGGAAUUCUGUUUAAACUGAUUUCUACUACCAAGGAACAAAAACAAGAAAUUAAGGAAAUGACUUAUGAUGAAAUAGCAAAAAAGCUUUUUCGUGUCAUGGAAGAAAUGAGAUGUUUGGUGAUUCUUGAUGACAUUUGGAGUAUCGAGGCAUGGAAUCUUUUGAAGUUUGCAUUUCCAAAUGCGGAAACAGAGAGCACAGUACUGCUUACUACACGGAAUCAAGCAGUAGCUUUGCACCCAAAUAGAAAUGUUUUUCUCCACGAACUCCAGCCACUCAAUGAGAAUGAGAGUUGGGAACUACUUGUGAAGAAAGCAAUACAUGCAAGGGCUGAAAUCGACUUGGGAAUGUACAGAGACUUGGGAAGGAAGAUGCUUCAAUAUUGUAAAGGUUUGCCAUUAGCCAUCAUUGUGCUUGCCGGAGUUCUAGCCAGAAAAAACUCCAUUAAAGAAUGGGAGAGAGUGUAUGAAAAUGUUCAUGAAUACAUAAGCAGAGGCAUAGGUCGUGAAGAAGAAUAUGGAGGUGUAUCACAAGUGUUGGCAUUGAGUUAUGAUGACCUACCGUAUUACUUAAAACCAUGUUUUUUAUAUUUAGGUCAUUAUCCUGAAGACUAUGAGUUUUUGGUGAGCCAAUUGACUAAGUUGUGGGUGGCAGAAGGUCUUAUCUCCUUGAGACAACAAAGACAUGGUUCAAGGGAAACAAUGGAGGAUAUAGCACGUGAUUGCUUAAGUGUGUUGGUGGAAAGGUGUUUGGUUCAAGUGGGAACAAGUGGUUCAACUGGAACAAUUAAAGAAAACGAGGCAGCUAAUCCAUUAACUUCUUCUUCUAUGGCAACCAAGGCAGCACAAUUGGGGAAAAUUCGAAGACUUGCAAUUUACGUGGAUGAGAACAUAGAUAGGUUGGUUUCUUCAAGAGAUGAAACAAAUGGGCACGUAAGGUCUCUAUUAUUCUAUGGCCUAAGAGAAUGGAUGCCAAAAAGUGAAAAAGUAUUACUAUCUCCGUCGAAGGAUUUCAAAGUGCUUAGAGUUUUGAAGGUUGAAGGUCUUUAUAAAGUAGAAGUAGAGUUGCCAAGUGAAAUUGGAAAUAUGGUACACUUAAGGUUCCUAAGUGUGAAGGAUAGCGAAAUAAAAAGGUUUCCGCCAUCCCUAGGUAAUUUAGUAUGCUUGCAAACUCUUGAUUUUCGUGUUUGGAAUGUCGACAUGGUCAUCCCAAAUGUGAUAAUGAAGAUGAAACAAUUAAGACAUUUAUAUUUACCCAAGGAUUACAGAGCAAAGGGUAAGCUGGAGCUGUCUACUCUUGGCCAUCUACAGACCUUAUAUAACCUUUCAAGUGAGUAUUGUGAUUUGAAAGAUGUUGGUAGAUUAACCAAUCUUAGAAAACUGAGAAUAAGUGAGUCAAGCUCUUUGCAAAAUCUGGAGGAAAUCUUAAAUCUACAGGCAGCACGCUUCGGUGAAGAGCAAGCUAUGCAAAUAGUAUCAAGCUAUCGGGGUAUAUACAAAUUGGCGUUGGCAGGGCCAAUCGCAGAAUUACCGAAAGAGCUCCGCAACUAUCGAAACCUCACCAAGUUAGAAUUGUGGACAUGUGGUCUCAAGGAGGACCAAAUGGGAAUACUAAAGAAGCUGCCAUACCUAACAAUUUUGAAGCUUAUAGGAGCAGCUUUCCGUGUGAAUACAAAGAUGCUAGUUUUCUCCAAAGGAGGCUUUCCUUCUCUUCAAUUUCUUUAUGUUCAUGACAUGAACGAAAUAACCGAGUGGAGAGUAGAGGAAGGAGCCAUGCGUCGUCUCUGCCGAUUGAAAAUUGAAUAUUGCUCGGGAUUGACUACACUUCCAGAGGCUGAGAUAUCUUAUUAA
Prunus avium (sweet cherry) is the source of this 2571-nucleotide messenger RNA. Lineage: Eukaryota; Viridiplantae; Streptophyta; Magnoliopsida; Rosales; Rosaceae. The record is from RefSeq and is a predicted model, not a curated record.